Molecule: messenger RNA, 4338 nt
Organism: Beauveria bassiana ARSEF 2860
Lineage: Eukaryota; Fungi; Ascomycota; Sordariomycetes; Hypocreales; Cordycipitaceae
Product: PAP2 superfamily protein
Exons: 6
Coding region: 1-4338 (1445 amino acids)
Source: RefSeq, a predicted model, not a curated record
AUGGACGAGAGCUUGAGCUUUACACCGGCAAGGCCGAUGAGCCCACUCCAGACAUCAACGCCAGCCCGCGUCAACCAACGCCGCGACUCCGAAAUGACGCCAACGCCGUUCAGAACCGACGGCUACGACAGUCCAGUAUUAGAAAAGAUCAGCCAAUUCAACAACAUGUCCGGGCAAUCGAGGCAGCUGGAGCGCAGAGCAAACGACGCGCUCAGGAGGGCUGUUGUCGGACGAGAAGAGGCUGAAAUGGAAAUGAGGCGUUUGAGAGAUGAAAUUAAACAGCUUCAAAGUACCGUCGAACAAGGCAAAGAAAGAGAACGCAAAGUUGGCGAGCGGCUAGAAACAGUCAUGGACAGCUACGGUCGUGCAAAGGAGACACAUGCACACACUCAGGCCCUUUGGGAAAAGGAGAUUCGACGAGCGAGAAAGGAAAAUUUCAAGUCGCAGUCGAUAAUAGUCAAACUACAAGAGGAGCUCAAGACUGCUCGCACAGCAGUCAAGAUCAACGAAGAGUGCCUAGCGCGCGAAAAGGAGCGCGGCCAAGCACGCGAUCAAGAGGCCUUUACUGCCCGUUACCAAAUAGUAGGAGUUCAGGAACAACUCGACCAAGCUCUUGAGCGCGUGAAAGUGGUUGAGCAAGAGCGAGAUGCCUACAAAACUGCUGCCAAAAACGAGGAGGUUGCACGCAUUGCCGCCGAGGGCCGACUGCCUCUGCCCUGUGAGGACGAUGACGAGCUGUCGUCACCAAACCAGGUUCAGAAAAAGCGCAAGCGUGAUUCCGCCGACGAUAGUCGCCGUGUUUCUCUCUCUACCAUGGAGCUGACUGGUUCUGCCGCUACCGACAUGGAAAUAGAAGAGCUUGCGUUGCAAGUUGCUUGGGAGAGGCAUAGAGCUGAGCGAGCGCAGGAAAUGGUUGAAUUCUUACAGGCUGAAUGCCGUAUGCAUUCCUGCUCCCGGACGCGUGAGAAUCGCCAAGUGACGCCACAAAAGAGCAGCGAGCCAGUAGAAUCGAUAACACCAGCCGACAUCACCGCGGUAGUUGUUUCAGAUGUCAACCAUACUGCUACCGCCAUCCCUACUACUACUACCACCGACGACUUGAUCAAGAAGGAACCUUCACCCGAAGCUGCAAACCCUCUCGAGCCUACCAUUCACAAAUCUAUCGUUCGCGAAUCCACCAUUGACGAGCCUGAACCAAUGAUUGACGUUCAGAUGACACCUGAAAUACAAGAGAAUCAGCAGCAAAGCCCACGCCACGCAAGCGCGGAUGUACAGGAAGCAAUGGAUGAAGAUCAGCCCAAGGAGGAAUCUGAGAGCAAGGCUGAGAUGCAACCAGAAGACAUUCUCGCAGUCGAAAACCACGAGCCUACGAUUGAAUGCCCUGUUAUGGAGGAUUUCCAGCAGCAAAUCGAAGCAUCCCAGGAACUCGAGUCAACGAUGCAAGAGCCGCAGCUUGAGGUCGAAAAGUACGCUGAUGAGGCUACUGCGCCGCCUGCUGACGCGGUUCCGGAGCUUGAGCCCGAGUUUGUUGUUGAACAAGAUGAUAAAGGCCACCACGACUUCGACUCCGAGGAGCGCCGAGAGUCGCUUCCUGAACCCGAAUCUCUCGGUGAGCAUCAUCUUAUCAUCGUCAGAUCGAAGAAAGAGCGAACCAGCACCAUAUUUUGCGCCAAAGAGGGCGUUUUUCGUACCGUUUCGGAGCAGGAAGCUGAGGCCGCGGCUUUGGAAGAGCGAUUCCAAACGGAAGCUGUUACUCAGGAGAAUCAUGAUAAUGUUGACAUUCUUCUCCCUGAUGCAAUCGAAGAUGCGAAAGACUCUCGCAUUUAUGCUAGGACUCCGUCAGUAGAGCCACCCGCAUGCGCCAUCAUGUCGAGAGACCGUAUCGCGCGAGACCGCACUUCUCUUCAGUCUCUGCUGAGCGCGCCUCACAGUGAGGAAGAGCCAACGCUUCCCAAGUCUUUCAACAUUCCGACGGUGGAAGACUUUGAGCCCAGGGCCAAAAUCAGUAAUGCGGGUGACUCUGAGGAAGCUGUUGUAGAUGAAGAUGACGAAGUCUGCCACAUACGAGGCUCGCCUACGCCGACGAUGUACUCGUCGACGAGUCGAUUCAAGGUGACAACAACGACUGUGCCCGUGCGCGAUGAAGGUUCGCAGCAUAACUCAUCGUUUAUCGAGAAGCUUCGAACUCCCUCUACAAGCAGUAGCGCUAGCUUUGAUCUCACGGAUCCAGCUCUCACGCCAACCAUGACGCGCGAGCAAGCGCUCGCCAAAAUUCGAGAGAGGAGAGGACGCGCGCGGAGCAUUGCACAGGCGACUGCGGUGCCACCUAAGAAGCUGGCGCCGACGGGCGCAAAGCGCGACAUUAGCUCGUCAUCCGCCAAGGCACCUCUCAGCAAAACCACGCCCAAAACUAUUUCCAAAACGACGACAACGGCAACACGAACCAGACCAGCGGCCAAGCCUGCAACAAGGGCAGAACGGGAUGCUUGGCGCGUCAUGGAGUUUUCGAUAAUUGGUGUCAUUGGGUCAUUGCGGAAUGGGCUGAAAAAGGCAAGCAAGGAGGCUGUCGGUCGCGGCGCUGCCGGUAACCCGCCCAGCCUCCCCGGACUCUGUCUCCACCAUGCAAAUGCCAGGCACAAGAACCCGAGAUACUCCGCGGGCAAUCUCUGUGAAGCUACAUUUACCAAUCUCCAAAGCCAUUCGUCGCCCUCAGCGCAAGCAAGGCUUUGGGCAUCCACUCCUUUUGCGACCAGCGCCUUCUUUCGCUCAUUGCGCCCAUUCGCCGUUUGGCUUUCUGUUCUCUGCUCAAUUCAUUCUCCGCUGGGGCUCUGCCAUUGCUUAGAGCCCCUCUAUCCUGCCGAAUUUAUUACGACGAUUUCAAUACCUCUAUUUGUCUCAUCAGCACGCGCCCUCUUCCCAGACCACUGCACGACUCGACGCCAUGGGCGCAAACACGCGGAGCAAAGGCACUCAUACUUUCUUCAUGGUCUUCCUGCCCAUGUGCUUUUGGUGCGGCCAGGCCUGGUUUGGAAAAGGGUAAGGCUAGUCGCUCAUCUCACGGCGAAAUCGGGCCAUUGGAGGCUGACAGAGCGUAGUCUGGUGCACAUUCUGGCCCUCGGCGUCUUUUGGACCGGCUUCAUCAAGGAUUUCUACUCUCUGCCCCGACCGCUCUCUCCACCGCUGCAGCGCAUCACCAUGUCCGGGUCGGCUGCGCUCGAAUACGGCUUUCCUUCGACACAUAGCGCGAAUGCAGUAUCAGUCGCCGUCUACGGCCUCCUGCUUCUCAAGAGCCCGGAGAAUACGCUCCCGCCUACCAUGAAGCUGUUUCUGGAAUGUCUGUCCUACUUUUACGCCGCGUCAAUAGUCUUUGGCCGGCUGUACUGUGGUAUGCAUGGGUUUCUCGACGUCAUUGUUGGCUCCGUCACUGGUGUAGCCAUUGGCAUGCUAGAGUUUUAUUAUGGCCCAACGUUUGACGCCUUUAUGCAUUCAAGUUCCUGGAUUGCGCCUGCAAUUGCCUGCUUGGUCAUUGUCGUACUUGUGCGUAUUCAUCCAGAACCUGCCGAUGACUGUCCAUGCUUUGAUGACAGCGUUGCGUUUGCCGGUGUCGUCAUUGGCCUUGAAUUCGGAUCAUGGACCUAUGGCAAGAUCCCUUGGGAUCCCUGGGUAUCCAACGCCUACGCUGGAAACGGCACUGUCGAUGUCACUCCUCUCGGCUGGGGUCUGAACAUUGUUCGAAUUGUAUUUGGUGUACUCAUUGUCUUUGCCUGGCGCGAGACCAUGAAGCCUCUACUUCUCAAAGGCUUGCCUCAUCUAUUCCGCCUCAUUGAGUCCUGCGGAUUUACUCUGCCCCGUCGCUUCUUCACCCCUGCCAGCGAGUACAAGUCUGUGCCUCCUGGAUCCCGCCUCGAUACUCUUUUCCCUACCGCGUCUGAUUUUCCUCGCAUGGUUGCAGGCAUUCGCCAUCCAACUACGCGCGGCCGCUCUGUGUCUAUUGGCCCACAAAGCGCCGCGGACGCGUACGAGACGCUGGCAUAUCGCGAGCGUCAGCGCCGCGAGAGCGUCAGCAGCAAUAAAGGACUUAGGAACAAAUCUAGCAACUAUGAUAUCCUUGGCAAGUCGGAAGAUCAAGCAGGCAGAGCGUUAGCAUCCGGUGCACACAAGCCGCCUUCUGCAGAUUAUGAAAAGAUUAUUGCUGGUAAUGAAGCUGUCCUGGCCCCAGCGGACGAGCCCACGGAGCAACAGAGCCGAGCGGUCGAUGAAAAGGAAGUUUUUGCGCUGCUUGUCAAGCCGCGUGUAAGCACGUCGUCCUGUGUGACAGCGGACACUGAUAUGGAUUAG